Molecule: messenger RNA, 8016 nt
Organism: Limulus polyphemus (Atlantic horseshoe crab)
Lineage: Eukaryota; Metazoa; Arthropoda; Merostomata; Xiphosura; Limulidae
Product: acetylcholinesterase-like
Exons: 4
Coding region: 312-2180 (622 amino acids)
Biological process (GO): acetylcholine catabolic process; choline metabolic process
Cellular component (GO): plasma membrane
Molecular function (GO): acetylcholinesterase activity
Source: RefSeq, a predicted model, not a curated record
CGCGGGUAACGUCAUGUGCUUCAGUGAGUCUUAACUUGGCACUGGCUGCAGCCGUAAAGGGCUUUGGUUCUGUUUGUAUUAUACUGAAUCCUGAUCAAGUAAAAACCUUUGAAGAAAUGUUAGAAUUAUACAGCCUUGAAUAAUUUACUUUAGAAAAUGCAAUUUUUCCAAUCGACCUCUUAGAUAAGGAAGAAUUUGCCUUAUCUCAUUCGAAUAGAUGAAAGUGAACAGUGCCAGAAUUGGCUCCUGUCGUGAUUUCUGAUUCAGUUCGCAUUAGCAAGGGCCAGGAAUUUCUCAAAUCAAGUAAGACUAUGAUCUUGUUAACAAGAAAAGCCUGCACUACGUCCCGAUGGGAAAUGUAUCUUUCUAUUUAUCACUUAGUUAUAUCAAUUUUGGCUUUCUUAAUCACGCUUACCCUAGGACGGAGCACCCCUUUACAAGGAUUGGAAGAAACCCCAUUGAUUCAUACUAAUAAAGGUUUAGUACGAGGGAAAACAGUAAAAACAGUCACUGACAAACUGGUCGAUGUCUAUUUGGGCAUUCCUUAUGCGAAGCCUCCUGUUGGUGAAUAUAGAUUUCGAUAUCCAAAGCCAAUAGAUCCAUGGAAAGGCAUUUUUAAUGCUACCGAGAAACCUAAAACAUGCUUUCAGAUCAGUGAUACUUUUUUUGGAAAUUUUUCGGGUUCAAAAAUGUGGGAUCCAAAUACUCCUUUAAGUGAAGAUUGUUUAAAGUUAAAUGUUUGGGUGCCCCACCAGAAACCGACGAAGGCUGCUGUUCUGGUGUGGAUAUUUGGUGGGGGUUACUACAGCGGAACUUCCACUCUCAACGUAUACGACGCUAAAAUAUUGUCCACUGAAGAACAAAUGAUAGUUGUUUCAAUGAAUUACAGAGUGGCUUCUUUGGGAUUCUUGUUUUUCGGUCGCUCAGAUGUACCUGGCAAUGCUGGAUUAUUCGACCAACUGAUGGCUCUAGAAUGGGUGCACGAUAACAUCGCUGCCUUCGGAGGCGACCCAAACAACAUCACGUUGUUCGGUGAGAGUGCUGGAGCUGCAAGCGUAGGCCUCCAUCUCUUAUCUCCACUUAGUAGGAACCUUUUCAACCGAGCCAUCUUACAAAGUGGCUCAGCAACAUCUCCAUGGGCUAUCAUUGAUCAUAAGGAAUCUGAGAAACGUGGGCUUCGCUUGGCUGAAGCUGUCAAAUGCCCACAUGAUCCCCAAGACUUAGAUGCAGUUGUUAAUUGUCUCCGAAAUGUAGAUCCUAUGGAUCUUGUUGUGAAUGAAUCAGGCAAUUCGGGAGUUAUUGAUUUCCCUUUUGUUCCAGUUGUUGAUGGGGCUUUCAUUGACGAGCAUCCGACUGUGUCGCUGGCUACCAAGAACUUUAAAAAAACUAAUGUUCUCCUGGGAAGCAAUUCAGAAGAAGGAACUUACUGGAUCAUUUACUAUCUGACAGAACUUUUCAAGAAGGAUGAGGAUGUCUAUCUAACUAGAGAGGAUUUUACAAACUCAGUGAAAGAGUUAAACCCUUAUAUAGGAGAAGAAGCACAACAAGCCAUUAUUUUUCAAUAUACUGAUUGGCUGAAUCCAAACAGCUCCAUUCACAUUCGAGAUGCUAUUGAUAAGAUCGUAGGAGAUUAUCACUUUACUUGUAGCGUGAAUGAAUUUGCCCAUCAUUAUGCUAAAGCUGGGAAUGAGGUUUAUAUGUACUACUUCAUCCACCGAUCUUCUGUUAACCCCUGGCCGCGAUGGAUGGGCGUGAUGCAUGGAGAUGAGAUAAACUUUGUCUUUGGUGAGCCUCUUAACCCAUCCUUAAGAUAUACGAAGGAAGAAGUACUCUUAUCCAAGAAAAUUAUGAGAUACUGGGCUAAUUUUGCUAAAUCAGGAAAUCCUAACACGGAAAACGCUGGAACUAGGGACGAAGCUUAUUGGGUCACUCGAACCGAAGGUGGGAAGGAGUACUUGACCCUGAGUGUGCAGUCUCCUAAAAUUAACCGGGGGCCACGAGCAGAAUACUGCGCUUUCUGGCAGCACUACCUACCUCAGUUAAUGAAUAAUACAGGCUCACUUGCCAAUUCAAGUUCAGAGUGUGUCAACAGCGCAGAUACUAGCGGGGAAUUCUCACGUCUUCUUCUUCUUGCUACUUUUGCUAUUCCUAUUCUCAUUCGACUCUUCCACGACAAUUAGAAACUUUGCAGUAGCUUCACUCCCUUCAUAAGCUAGCCAUUCACCUCGUCUCGCUUCCUUUGAUAACAUCAUAUUAAACCAUAGCUAGAACCUUAAUAGGAAGGACUGGAGGUAGCCAUUUUCCUCGUAACCCACGUUGGUUUACCAACUUUUCUUUUUUCUCUGCAACAGUGUGGCCAAAAGGAAAUUUCAAGAGUGGAAAGCAUUUUUGCGAAACACAAUCAAUUAUGCUAUAGCCAAAUCUUUUUUUUACACACAAUUUUAUAAGAUUAUGAAUUAGCAAAAAUGUAAAAUAUGUUAAUUAUAGAUUUCAUAUAUUAUUUUAUAGAUGGUUGAGUUUUAACCCUGGUUUGGGUGUUCAUACACUAGCUAUAAUUUACUCAGAAACAAAUGGAACAAUAACAUCAAAGAAUGAAGUUUUGUGUCAAUAAUAGAUAAGAAAUAAAUAUCAGUAAAAAUAUGCAACUAUUUUGUCUACCGAGAAUACAGAGUACCACCAAUGACUGACUAUAGGUUGUGCUUUGUGUUUCGGAGACGUGUAACUAGAGUUGUGUUUACCUAAACAAUCCUCAUAUUUUAGGACGAUGGGCAUCAUUUAGGGUUGUGAAAGUACUCGUACUGUUGAAGGGUGUAAAUGUACGUUUCUAUACAUAGAAGUUUGUAUAUUUUAGUUUAUUUCAUUUACUCUUCUAAGCAAAAACCAAUAUAAUAAUCACACACACAGGAUCUUUCAACUCUAACAUUUUAAAGAAUUCUGUAGUUUUGCAUGUUCAUCCUUCAAGCAAACACUUUCCUGUAAUCUGGAGCGUUAUUUGACCGCUUAGCUCAAACUGUAUAUUACUCUUGAGCUCCUGACUGUUGUGGGUUUGUUCCUCAAGUUCAAGAGUUUUGUGAAAGUACAUAAACGUAUUCGAAGAUAUGAUAUUUGUCACUUUUGUCGGAAAGACCCCAAGUUGUUGGAAUUUUGUAGCAAACAAGAUGCCGUAUUGUUGGACAGUGGUCUAAACACGUCAUUUUAAAUAUGAUUAAAGUUAAGCCUUAUUUUAAUUAUCAUAAUUGACUCACUGUCAUUUCUUGGUAGUUUUAAAUAAUUUGAAAGUCCUAGAUUUUUCUAAGUCUUACCUAUAAAAUGCCUACGUACCAAGCUAAUAUUUUCUACCUUGAAUUUAGAAUUUAUCUCUACACUAAUUAGUUUUCUAUGGUAAGUAAAUCAUUUCUUUCCUAUUUCACUUGUCGAAAUGAUCUUUAAAAUGUACUAGAUAAUGUUUAUAACUUUUAAGCGGAACAAAUGUAAAUAAACUUAAACUUAACACAAUAGAAUACUAGACACCAGUUCUUAGUUGUAUAUUUUCUUGAUCUAUUACUUUCCCAUAGACUUUUAUUUUACUUUAAAAUAAACUUUCUGAAGGCUUUAUUCAUCUCUAAACAAACGGAAAUUAUUCUCAUAGUUAAAUAGGAAAUAAUCAUUUUCUUAGCCAUUUCUUUUUGUUUGCUUAAAAAACAGAAACAGUAUAACAAAUAAUGUAAAGAAAAACAAUUAAAUGAUCUUUAUUAUAAUUUAAACAGAGUGACAAAACACAUCAGGGCCAGCUCUGAUCGUGUACUGAAAUGACGCUGCAUGGAACCUUAGGACUAGCCAAUGCGUUUUAUAUGCUGGAAUUAAGUUUUAAAAAUUCAAAAAGCUUCUGGAAUAUUCUCAGUAUACUGAAUAUUUCUAACGUAGUAUUUAUUUCCUAAAGUCCCAACCUAAAGGUUCUCAAAAAACCUGGAACUGACCCUAACCUACAAACACAAUUGCUUCAGAGGUUGUCGUAAAGAGGUUAAGAGUGCGGAAAAUACCAAAGAGUAAUAUGAAAUAUAUUAGCUUAAUUCGACUAAUAUAAACGAUAGAGCACGCGGUUGGAACUGGCUUCCAGCAACUCAGCUAAUCAGACAAAUUUCAACCAACAGUCGAUGGAUCCACAAGAAAAGAAUACCCUAACACUGUAAAACAAAUAUCAGAAGAGAAAACAAAAGUGACAACGGCACGAUGACCAUAUCUAUAAUAAGAUGAAAUUAAGUUUAAAGUAACUCGUGAUGGUCAGAGCAAGAAAAGAAUCUCAAAAUAGUUUGUAGAGUGAUGAAUUAAAAAUAAAUUAUAAUUGUUAAAAAGAAAGCAAUCGAUAUGGUUGACUAAGAGAAACGUGUAAAUAGACUGGGAUAAACAAGAUAGGUUAUGUGAAAGAAUAGAAACCAGAAAAUAAGACAUUUUUAAAUUAGUUUCGUUGUUUGUGUUUAAUCUCAAAGCUGUAGAAUGGGCUAUCUGUGUACAUAGUGGGUAUUGAAUCCCAAUGUUUAACGUUAUAAGCCCUCAAGCUUACCGCUGAACCACCGGCGUCUUUUAAAUAAAAAACGUGUAAAGUUGAGAAAUGAGUGUAAUAGGCUUACCUUUGCAAGGACAUCCUGAUCGUUUCUGAAUAACGAUUGCACUGGGGUGAUAUAAAAUAACAAACUGACAUGUUUCAUUUGUAACAUUCCUAUAAGACUGUUACAAGGAGGAGAAAAUGUAAGAUUUUAAAAAGUUCGGAGACAUUCAUUGUGAGAGCUAGAAAUGCCGUUUUAUACAAAUGUAGGUAAGUGGGUUUGUCGACCGUAUUUUUUGUCUCCUAUAUCUGCACCCUUUUCUAAUUUAAAAAAAAAGUUCAAAUCUUUCCAGCUAGAUACAUCAUUGGUUUCAAUGCUAUUUAAAAGUGAAUUUACUAACCUCUCUUUUCUUCUGUAUUUACACGAGAAAGAUUAUUUUAAUCCUAUAAGUUCGUGUUUCUAAAGUAAGGUCAUGCAUGUAGUGUGAGAAAGAAAACAAUAAUUUAAUCCAGACGGUUAAUGCUAAAGAUCUUGUUCCAUUGCUAAAAGGGCAUCUUAAUCCCAAAAAUCUGAGCUUCAAAUGUUUAAUCUCACUUUCAUGAAGAAAAGUUCUUGUUAAUGCCCGAAGUUAACAUUAAAAGUGAUUUGUAAUCUCGUUUUUUCAUAUUAUUCUAUUGUAUGAUCUUUAUUUUAUACCAGAGGUCAGUGCUUAAAGUUUUUUCAUAAUAUUUUUUCUCAUCUGUAAUUAUGCAAGAAAAACUGAGUCUUAAAUCAAAGAGGAAGCACAAGAAUUUGAUGCCUCGUUUACUGCUCAUAGUUCCGUCAGAAACACUAAGUUUUAUACUUGAAAGUAAAUUUCAGAAUUAUUCUAUAGCUUUGUUUCAUGUAUAUAAUCCCACCAGAAGAGCAGUUAUCAGAUGUGAGCGAAAUAACACUCCAUAAACCCCACUUUCCCCACAAACACUUCCGAACGAAUACUUGCAUCUUUAAUUAGGAAAGUAGUACUGAAGUUGAUUUCCGAAAUUUUCAGAAAGAAUAACAUUGGACUUGAAUGUAAACUUCAAGUUUAACGUGUUCUUAAAAUUUGUUCCAUAGUUAUACCUGAAAAGCUAUGACUUUGAUUCGGACAUUGAGAUAAAGUCUAUAUGUCCUUUAUUGAUAGCUGAGUACAUUGUUAAUCGAUUUAUUUGCAAUAUCUUUAAUAAAAGUUUAUUCCUUUUGUUUUGUGUAGAGUGUGACUUCCCGUUUCACUAAAACGAAAUCAACCUCUUCUUGCGUGAUGGAAUAAUACAAAUGAACUGAUUUUUUUCAACAAAUAUUGGGUUAUCAUAAUUAAUAGUAUGAUGAAAAACCUAACAUCAUGUGCACCGUCAAGCAAGAACAGGCUGAGACUCAAUAAAAAUGUUUUAGUCAUUAGAUUUCUUCAAUCUUACAUUUAUACUUUCUUGUGUCACUAACCAUGUAAGUUGUUGAAGAUUCUGUGUUUUACUUCAUUAAAUAGAUAAUGUUUACGAAUAUCAAAAACACUUUAAAUUAUAUCUGGUAUCUGCGAAAAGCGAAAUAAAAAUGUAAUUGAAAAGGUUAAUUUUCAAGCAUAAUUUAUUAUUUCACAUUGAAUUACAUUAAUAGGGGUAUCAGUAUGAGAACAAUUACCCAUAAUUCUUUAUUAAACUAGUUACUCUCGUGCAUAGUACACAAAAUUUGUGAAAACAUCCUGAAUAAUAUCUUUAGACCUUUUUGAUUAAAAUAAAAAACAACUAAUAAGGACGAUAGUUUUGCUACUAGUCAACAGAGUAUCUUAUUCUAAGUCUUUAGAAUGAAAUAAAAACAGUUUGACAAUUUGUGUUCUCUGUCAUUAGCCAAAGCGCUUGUACAACCUGAUAAACUGUGUAAAUAAUAAAACGCUUAAUUGUACAUAUAAAGCUAAUAGGUUUUCCGGUUAAGUUGCUCUUAAUUCAGUGUAUCUUACUUGGUAUGUAUGUAUAUGCUCAUAUCUCUUAGUCUCAUAUUUAUGUACGGAUUACGAACGCUGAUUCGUGGAUGUAAAUGGUAUGUGUCUGUAUAUAAAAAAUUAAAAUUAUAUCACAUAUGAAUAUAUAUGUCUUAAAUUCAACAUUUUAUCUCUCUAAAUAUUAGAUAAUUUUUAAAUACAAAUACUCAGUUCCUAACAAAUAUCAAGAGAUCGUACUUAGAUUUUAUGCUGUAUCUAUAAUAGAACAUUACUUUUCUGUCUGUAUGUGCAUCAUUUACAUAAUAUAUGUAUAUACAAACCCUUAACAACGUCUAAAAAACGUUUGUACUUAUAUACAUAUUUGGAAUUACCAGAAUGAUUGAAUCAUUGCAAUAGAAAAUUGGUUCGUAUAUUUAUGACUAUCUUUCUCUAUAUAUCACAUACGUGAUUUUGAGUAAAUAAGAGCGGUACUUACGUGUACAUUUGUAUACCGACUUUCGAUUACUUUUAAUCUACUUUCACUAGUUAUAUUUUAGUUGUAUUUUUGUCACACCAGGAGCUUAUGCUUUUGGCAAAUAUCUAGUUUGAAUUUUAACUUUUUUUGCAUUCCCGAUAUGUUAUUUUCUGAUUAUAACUUAACCAUAACUUCAAUGCAUAGUCAAAAAAUUCAAUCCAGAAUGACAAAAGAUAGUUAGCAUUUGUGCAAUGAGUGUUGUUUUUUUUCUAAUUUUUUAUCAAUAAAAUUUUGUUCUAUUGGGAGACUAUAACUGAAUAUGUUUGAAUAACUCAAAACUAAAUUACUUCGUUGCUUAUACCAUAUCAUUAAUACUGUUAUUGAUUGGCGAUGUUUCUUACAUACAUCUAAGUUGCGUUAAUUUGUUUCAGUUAUCAUACAUUUUAUCACUAUAUACAAUAUGGAGUUAAAAGAUAAUUUGUUCAGUGUAUGCAAGUAAUUGUGAACAUGAAGUUAUAAAAUUUAUUUUUCUGUAUAAAAAUAUACUGAAACUGCUUAUGGAUAUGAAAAUAUAUGUCAUUACCACAUUAGUAAUAUUGUUUUGAAACUUAAAAUAACUCAAUGGGUCAUUUUUUACGAUGAAUUCAGUGCUAGCUUUAAUUUAACAAGAACAGCACGAUCAAUUGGAAUUUACUGGUAUAUUAUUUUAUACUAAACAAUUUUUCAACUGUGAAACUCUUUCACGUUCUUAUGUUCUCCAAAAGAAAAAUAAAUACGUAGCAUUAUUUUAGAUAAUAAGAGGUCUAAGCUCCUCUUUGUGAUUUUCUUUCUUUCUUUAGUUUUUAAUCUAUGAGAGCUCUGAAUAACAUAGCCACCGCAACCUAAGGUGGUAAAUGCCAAACUCAAUGUCAGCUAGUGUGCUAUGUAAACCCUCGAUGUGUUGCUUUGUUUUUAUUUGUAUAAAAUGUGAAAUUCUCCAUAAAUGGCUCUUACAUUUAUACAAUGUGCUCCAUUCAAAAUGUCUGAGCACCCGCUUUUUAUUAGAAAAUAUAGUUGUAUAUCUUCUUUGUUGUUGUUUUGUUUUUGUA